This is a messenger RNA of Penicillium cosmopolitanum, 1311 nucleotides long. Its product is annotated as putative C2H2 finger domain protein. Gene Ontology annotation, biological process: regulation of transcription by RNA polymerase II. Gene Ontology annotation, cellular component: transcription regulator complex; PcG protein complex. The coding region runs from base 1 to 1311 and encodes 436 amino acids. NCBI's taxonomy places the organism in Eukaryota, Fungi, Ascomycota, Eurotiomycetes, Eurotiales, Aspergillaceae. The transcript is spliced from 3 exons. Gene Ontology annotation, molecular function: RNA polymerase II cis-regulatory region sequence-specific DNA binding; DNA-binding transcription factor activity, RNA polymerase II-specific. The record is from RefSeq and is a predicted model, not a curated record.
AUGGACAUCACGACCAUCUUGAACCGCAAGAAUUCUGCAGCCGCUGCAGCCGCCGCCGCAGAAGCACAACUUCAUCAACAAUACCUGCAAAACUCUCAGCUGAAUCAACCCACAAUGAAGACUGAACCGGGUGCCGUGGACGACCCCGUCAACGCAUACCCACCUCACCCACACCUCCAAAUGGAACCGGGACUGGCUGAAACCUUCUAUUAUGCUCAACCUCCAGGUGCCGCGCCUCGGAAUAUGGGAUACGUUCCGGGUGGAUAUGCUGGUGAACCGCAGAUGCAACAAGCGCCAAUGCAGACAGGGAGGUUGAGUGCGGACGCACCGCCCAAGACAUUCCACUGCAAGACUUGUCAAAAGGGCUUUGCCCGACGAAGUGACCUUGCGCGACAUGAGCGAAUCCACACUGGCAUCCGACCUCAUGCUUGCGACUGGCCUGGCUGCGGGAAACAGUUCAUUCAGCGCUCAGCCUUGACAGUGCAUUCGCGGGUUCACACCGGGGAGAAGCCCCAUAUGUGUGAGCGCUGUGGCAAGCCCUUCAGUGAUUCCUCAUCGCUCGCCAGACAUCGUCGUAUUCACUCCGGGAAGCGACCCUAUAAAUGCCCGUAUGCCAACUGUCAAAAAACAUUCACGCGCCGGACAACCUUGACCCGUCACCAAAACCACCACACCGGAACGAUCGAGGAGGCUGCCGCCCAAACGGAGGCCAGUCUACGCCAAAAUAAGGAACGGCGAGGCCCGGAUGGCAUGUUCCCUGAUCAUGCCUCUAUUCAAUCGACUCCUUCCCCAGCCCAGCAUGCGUCGAUGUCACCGCCGGGUGGUGACCUUCCACCACUGACUAUGCACCGCUCGGCCAGUGACUACUACAUGAACAGUGCUCCUAUUCCGCCUCAUGUGCGGGGAGACUUCUCCCAGGGUAGCCCUCGCGCUUCUCCAACUGCGACAUCCCCUUCUCUGUCAAGCUUCAGCAGCGUGCCCCACUCUCGGCCACAGAUGACCUCGCAUCCUUAUGCUCCGCCCCAACCGCUGGAGCCGCCUGCCAACAACGACCAUCGGCCCAACAGUGUCAACGGAAGCCCACACAUGACGAGUCUUGGAUGGGCCUCGCCCUCUCAUGGCAGCAUACCCUCGCCGGGAUCUGCCAAUGACUUCACCUACCCUGAGCCAAAUGGGCCAGCCUACCCGACCUCGAUGCCGCCUCACAUGUACUUCCCCAACUCUACGAUCCGUCGACCUACCAGUACCGAGCCGGAGAACUAUGAGACCAAGCCUAGGAUGGCCGACCACCCCUGGGGAACUCCGGUAUGA